Molecule: messenger RNA, 1396 nt
Organism: Rotaria sp. Silwood2
Lineage: Eukaryota; Metazoa; Rotifera; Eurotatoria; Philodinida; Philodinidae
Source: the annotation of a GenBank genome assembly
UCACGAUAAAUUUGAAACUAGUUUUCCAUCGUUGUAAACAAGUUUGAAAGAUGUUAGUUAUAAACAUAGAUUGGUUUCAUCAAUCGGAUAUUCAUACUUAGAUGAUAAACUGAAGAUGAAUCAAAAAUAAAGUUGAACGAAGAUGAAAUUAGGAAAUAUACAGGAUGAUCCACAAGUAACUGGGCAGUAUUUGAUUGCGAAUAACUUUUCAUAGGAAUGAGAUAGAGAUCUGAAGUUUUCACCGUUUGAAAGAGGAGAUGAAGAUGCAUCAAGUCUUAUGUUAUAGGUUUUUCUAAGAUGUUUUCUAGAGUUUUCUUAAUCAUUUUUCUAAGAAAAUUGCCGGAAAAAAAAGUUUCUUGUAAAAUAAGAAAAAUGCAGAAAAGGGAUUUUUUUUCACAGAAAUGAAUAGAAAAAUCGACUCAGAAUUUCUAGUAGAAUACCUAGAACUUGUGAAGAAGUAACUCUCAAAGUCUGGCCUUUACACGAUUUUGUAGAUCUUCGACUAGCAGUUCGAAUGCAUAUCUAAUCAUGACAAAUGCAGUCUAGUCAUCUUACAGAAUACUUUGCUUUUCAAAAACGUCAAUUAAAGUCCUCGAAAAAAAAUUAAGUUAAAUUAUCUUGUAUGACACAGUCGUAUGCGUCUUCAUUUCUUCUUUCGAAUGGUCAAAAGCACAGCUCUUUAUCUUGUUCCUAUCAAAAGUUAUUCGCAAUCAAAGACCACCCGAUUACUUUUGGAUCACUCUAUAUAUAUUAAAUUGAAUAUUACAGAGAUUCAAAUGAAGUGGAAAUAUUUGGUGAUCGUCGUGUUAUAAUAUCUUCAUCAAAAUGUAGUUCACAUCGUUUAAGUCGGUCUCCAAAUAAUAAAUCACAUGAAUCGUCAUCUCGUUAUCAUCAAUCAUGUUAUACUAUUUUGUCCGGACCUGAUAAUCCAAGACAAUUAGUAGAUUGUCAAAUAAUUCUUGUUAAUCCUCGUCAAAGAAGUUAUGGUGAAGAAAUAUCAUCUCGCCUUGUUUGUCAUGGUUUGGUAACAUCAAUAAUACUUCUUCGAGAAGAUUUUACAUUAAUAGAAGCUGUUGAAAAUGCAGCACAUGAACAAUGUCUUUAUGGAAUAAUUGCUAUGCCAAUGCAUGAAGAGCGACGUACUGCAUCUUUUCAUGUUCUUCAUGGACAAACAGAAGAACAUCGUAAUUUAACAUUAGAAGAUGGUUAUCAUAUAAUAUUAACAAAUUUUGCUUGUUAUAAAGAAAGUAUUCAAAAUGAAGAUAUAAAUCGAUAUGAUCAUGAAAAUGUUCAACCAAUUGUUUAUUCUCAAUCAAAAGAAAAAUUAAAAAUAUUUUUUAUUUUUUUAUCACCAAACAAUAAAGGCAUACCUUUGACUAUGAAUAACAAGAAUUAA